Molecule: messenger RNA, 1566 nt
Organism: Rhipicephalus sanguineus (brown dog tick)
Lineage: Eukaryota; Metazoa; Arthropoda; Arachnida; Ixodida; Ixodidae
Product: neurofilament heavy polypeptide-like
Exons: 4
Coding region: 1-1560 (519 amino acids)
Source: RefSeq, a predicted model, not a curated record
AUGGCAAAGGACAAGGACAAGUUUCCGUCGAAGAAAUCUUCCAGCUCUACGGAGAGCAAGAGUUCGAGCAAAGGCGAGAGCAAAAGUACUAGCAAGGGUGAAGGCAAGAGUUCCAAGAAGGACGCCGCCAGCAAGUCAUCCAGUCAUGCCCCGAGCAGAGCAGUCAGUAAAGCUGCACCCAUUAAGUCACCGCCCAGCAAGGGACAUAGCAAAGCAUCCAGCUGGGCACAUAGCAAGACACCCAGCAAGUCGCCGAGCAAGGCUUCCAGCAAGGCUUCCAGCAAGGCUUCAAGCAAGGCUUCAAGCAAGGCUUCCAGCAAAACACCCAGCAAGACACCCAGCAAGACACCCAACCAGACACCCAGCAAAGCACCCAGCAAGGCACCCAGCAAGGCACCCAGCAAGGCGCCGAGCAAGGUUGCUAGCAAGGCUUCCAGCAAGGCACUCAGAAAGUCACCCAGCAAGUCACCCGGUAAGGCACACGGAAAGGCUGCCAGUAAAGUGGCCAGCAAGUCCCCGACCAAAGCGUCCAGUAAAGCCGCCAGCGCUGUUCCGAGCAAGAGUGCUUCCGAGAAGUCGCCUUCCAAAGCUCCGAGCAAGGCUGGCAGUAAGACUGGCAGUAAGACUGGCAGCAAGACAGCCAGCAAGGCGAUGACCAGGGCACAGAGCAAGAUCGCGCACAAGAGUCCAAUGAAAGAAGGGGGCCGCAAGUCCUCUGGCAAGUCGGGCAGCAGGGUCGCCAAGGCUCCCUCCAAGAUGGCCUCACGGUUGGCCUCCAUGGCGCCGUCCGCAGCAGGUAGCCCCGAGAGAGGGGCAAAGCAGACGCUCAAGCACUUCUUCGCCAGCAAGACAUCCUUCUCGAAGGCGUCCAGCGCAUCUAAGUCAUCAGGCAAGUCGAAGAAAAGCGGCUCGGACGAGGGCCCCCAAGAAAAAGCCCCCAAGGCAGUCUCCAAGGCGGCCGGGAAAGCCAAGCCGGAUUCGAAGGCGGCUUCGAAGCAGGCUCCCAAGACGGCUGCGAAGAAAUCAUCGCCGGCCUCGGAGUCGGGCUCCCACGAGUCGGGCGGCGGCGAGGAAGAAGAGGAGUCGUCUCCCGAGAAGAAGCCACAGCAAAAGAAAAAGGCGAAGAAGGAUGAAGAUGAGGGUGAGGAGAGCAGUGAGGAAGAGAAGGCGUCGAAGAAGAAGAGGAAAGGUUCCGGCGAUGAGAAGGAGGAAGACGAAGAGGGCAAAGAGGGCGAAGAGGAAGAGGAGGAAGAGGAUGAGGGCAUAUACAUGAGUACGACGGAGUUCGAGGCCUACAUAGCUCGCCGAGAAUGCAUACGGGACAUCGGCAAGUGCAUACUGAUCAUACUGAUGACGGCCUGCGUCGCCUACCUCUUUCACGUGUGGCGACAGCACGACAAGAAGAAAUAUGGCACCGGCAUCGUCACCCAGCGUCACACCCCGGCCUACACCGAAGAAGAAGAGAACGUGACCGUCGCUGUCGACGACGUGGAACGUUUCGCCAUAGACGACCAGGACGCAGUGCCCACGGAAUUCGGCGAGGCCAUUGGAGACUUCUAGAAAGAU